Molecule: messenger RNA, 1458 nt
Organism: Crotalus tigris (Tiger rattlesnake)
Lineage: Eukaryota; Metazoa; Chordata; Lepidosauria; Squamata; Viperidae
Gene: ORMDL2
Product: ORMDL sphingolipid biosynthesis regulator 2
Exons: 4
Coding region: 105-566 (153 amino acids)
Biological process (GO): negative regulation of ceramide biosynthetic process; ceramide metabolic process; intracellular sphingolipid homeostasis
Cellular component (GO): endoplasmic reticulum membrane
Source: RefSeq, a predicted model, not a curated record
AGUUAGAAAACUGGCCGGGCUGUAUCUGCGGGCGGAGGAGAAGAGACUGCUGGGGAUUUUCUUCUUGUUUAGUAGCGGCGGGCGCCGUCGCGGAAGCUGGCAGCAUGAAUGUUGGAGUAGCCCACAGUGAGAUGAAUCCCAACACACGGGUGAUGAACAGCCGAGGCAUUUGGUUAGCUUACAGCAUUUCUGUGGCUGUGCUCCAUAUCAUCUUUCUUAGCAUUCCCUUCUUCAGUGUCCCCGUGGUCUGGACUCUAACUAAUGUUAUCCAUAACCUGGUGAUGUAUUGGUUUCUCCAUACAGUGAAAGGAACUCCCUUCGAAACAUCUGAUCAGGGCAAGGAUCGCCUACUCACACACUGGGAGCAGAUUGACUAUGGCACACAAUGGACAUCCUCCCGCAAAUUCUUAAGCAUUUCCCCAAUCAUCCUCUACAUUUUAACCAGCUUUUAUACAAAAUACGACCCCGUGCACUUCAUAAUCAACACCACUUCGCUCCUGAGCGUCCUCUUGCCCAAAUUACCCCUAUUCCAUGGGGUCCGUCUCUUUGGUAUCAACCAGUACUGAAGCAGAAGGAAUCUUGGCAUUGCUGAGACGUUAAUCCUUCCAAAGAAAAACUAGUUCCAAGAAAGUGUGGACAAAGCUGUGGUUGCAUCACCCCGGACUCUCUGGAACCAGGUUUCACUGGGUGAGGAAGGGCGAGCUGCCACUGCUCAAAUGACUGGGCAGUAUGGAGCGUCCUUUGGUGUUUCUGGCAAGGAAAUCCAAGCCAUUUUUCUUGCGGCUAGUCUACACUAGGGGUGGAAUUCUCUGGUGGAAUGAAACAAUAGUUGAAUUGUCAUGUGAACAUGAGUUCUCUAGCUCUCCUGUGUAAAACUCCUGCUUUUGCUAUUUGUAGUGGGGGACUGAAAUCCCUUUCUGGAAGGGAUCUCAUGUUGCUUAAGAUCACCUUUCUUUGGUUUGAAAACAUCUCUUUUUCAAAUGUGGUUGUGCUGCUAUAUUUAUAGAGUUUCCCCACUCAGGAAAAUGAAUUUGAACUGUAAGUAUGUGACAGGUCUCAUGCCUACUGUUCUAAGCUGUGCAAAUACUAUAUUUUGUAAAUACUUGCAUGGUAGGAACAUAUUAGCAUAACUUUGUUCAUUCCAGUUGAAUGCAAAGUAUAGAGUACUCCCCCUUGCACUGUCCCUCUGCUCCCCCCCCUUUAAAAUAGGUCUUCUGGUUAGAAAGGAAAAAUGUAAUGCAACACUGAAGUUGGAAGAUGCAAAUUAAAUUAUAUGAUCAGUCAGUGUUCUGCACUGCUUUUGUUCUUUUAUCAGCCCUGCUUAUACCAGCCCCAUGAAAUUGUCAACAUUAAAAGCUAAAAAGAUAAUGAUACGUCCAGAUGACUUAUUCAAUCUGUGUAUGAACCUUGUUUGUUGUUAGUUUCUAUCAUAGUUCCCCAGCUUGUAAAAAAAAAAAA